UUCCUCCUCUAAAUCAAAUCACUUAUAUGGGAAACUCAAAGAAUGCCCAACACAUAACUUAUAAGCUCUGUAAAAAUGGCAGCCAUAAUGGCUUUCUCUCCUUUUCUCACCACCCAAACACCUAUCUUCCCCCGUUUAUCUCCGUUAUCACCCUUCACUCAUAGUCUUAGCUCACCAAAGAAAAGGGUUCAUCAUUUCAAAAUCCAUGCAAUUGGUGGAGGAGAUGGAGAGCUCAAGCCAAAAGGGAAGAAGAAAUUUAUAACCAAAGAAGAAGAACCUGAACAGUAUUGGCAAACAGCAGGAGAAAGGGAAGGAGAGAAUCCCAUGAAGACACCUCUUCCAUACAUCAUUAUCUUUGGCAUGUCAACUCCAUUUGUAAUCUUAGCCAUUGCUUUUGCUAAUGGUUGGAUUAAGGUACCCGUCCGAUGAAAUCUAGAGAUGCAGCAGCAAUGGCAGCUAAGUCUCAGUGUUAGAUGCUUGGAUGGUUUCAGUAUAUCCACUCAUUUCAAUUCUAAGAUAUGAGCAUCUAUUUGUACAAUAAUCAUGAAUGCUCAUCUUGUGCAUCACCAAGCAUACUAUAAUUCAAUGAGAAUCAAAUAUGAUCAGAUCACAUCUGCAA
This is a messenger RNA of Manihot esculenta (cassava), 619 nucleotides long. RefSeq lists its product as uncharacterized. Lineage: Eukaryota; Viridiplantae; Streptophyta; Magnoliopsida; Malpighiales; Euphorbiaceae. The record is from RefSeq and is a predicted model, not a curated record. Gene Ontology annotation, cellular component: chloroplast. Bases 76 to 429 code for a protein of 117 amino acids. The transcript is spliced from 3 exons.